Sphaeroforma arctica JP610 is the source of this 853-nucleotide messenger RNA. RefSeq lists its product as hypothetical. The transcript has a single exon. The record is from RefSeq and is a predicted model, not a curated record. Bases 155 to 853 code for a protein of 232 amino acids. NCBI's taxonomy places the organism in Eukaryota, Ichthyosporea, Ichthyophonida.
AGACCCGCGGAUUUCCUUCUGUGCGAGUUGUGCGGUGUGUAUAGAUGACUUUGCUGAAGGAGACCUUCUGCGGCGCCUGCCAUGCAGCCACGUGUUUCACCAAGAGUGCAUUGACCCGUGGCUGCUCCAAAAGUCGUCCUGUCCUUACUGCAAAAUGAACUACAUGACAAAAAAGUACCCCGCCUCCUCCAAUUCUCAGUCGAACCUGGUGUAUACGUCCAGUGGUAGUCGUAGAGAUUCUUCUUGGACUAUUUCGUACCGUAAUAGUGCCGGUAGUACUGGUCUGGACCGGGGAAGCUACCACCACCACACGCACCCCAAUCACUUUGCCCCGGGUGUGGCAGGGCCUGAGGAGAGUAUACCGGACCUGGAGACGUACACGAACCUCAACAACACACACCCAAUAGUCGACUCUACCGAGGAGGAUACGGCGGAUAUACCUGAUCUGAGUACCUUCGAGGACAGUGAUAGUGCGCAGGCGUCUUCCGAAACCAGCGCCAGUGGCAUCGACUCGUAUGAGGAUGUCGCUGCGCCUGUGCACACAUUUAGGCCUGGUGGUGCGGAUGUGGGUCAAGGGGUAGAGAGUGGCAUGCAAGGGCAGGGAGAGCCCAGUGAGACUCCGUUGGACAGAACUUUGCCAAAUAUGGGAGAGAAAAGCGCGGCACACGCCGAAGUAUCGUUUGCUGAACGAAUCAAAAGCCGGGGUAUGAGAGAGCCCAAUGAGGAGGACAGGGAAAAGGACGGCAAGACAGAUGCAGACGAGCGGUUGGACGGCCUGCAUACCAGUCUGGAGGUGGGGAGUGGCGGAAGCGACAGCGAGAAUGACGAUAGCGGACAUGUGUACCUGGUCUGA